Molecule: messenger RNA, 630 nt
Organism: Alternaria alternata
Lineage: Eukaryota; Fungi; Ascomycota; Dothideomycetes; Pleosporales; Pleosporaceae
Exons: 4
Coding region: 1-630 (209 amino acids)
Source: RefSeq, a predicted model, not a curated record
AUGGGUAUCGUGCGCAAGCAAGGACUCAACUUUGGAAAAUCCUCACUCGUCCCUAAGAUCGAUGUUCUGCUCAACAACGCUGGAAUCAUGGGUACCAAGUUGGCUCGUACGCCUGAAGGUGUAGAGAGCCAAUUCGCUGCUAAUCACAUCGGCCACUUCCUUCUCACCAAUCUUCUUGUACCACAACUCGAACAGGCCGAAGGCAAUGCUCGUGUGGUUAAUGUCUCGUCGAAGCUUUAUCAAUUCAGCCCAGUGAAUUUCUUGGAUCCUCAAUUCACGUCUACUCCCUGGAACACGAAACUGGAAAGCAAGGGGGUAAAGAGCUAUUCACUGCAUCCAGGAAAUAUUCAACAGACAGGGUUGGCGGCUAGCGUGGAUCCCGAAAGUUGGCCGAUCGUUACGGAGAUGUUCGAACGCAAGAAAAUGGAGAUGCCAAAAGAGAAGACGUUGGAACAGGGUGCUGCGACAUCUGUCGCUGCUGCGCUAGAUCCUCGACUUGAUGACUUCUCGGGUGCAUUCUUAGAUGACUGUCAAGUUGCGAAGGUCAUAGAAUAUGCUUUCAGCGAAGACAAUGCGGAGAGUCUGUGGAGCCUAAGCGAGAAGAUUGUGGGAGAAACAUUCUCUUACUAA